Laccaria bicolor S238N-H82 is the source of this 1395-nucleotide messenger RNA. RefSeq lists its product as uncharacterized. Lineage: Eukaryota; Fungi; Basidiomycota; Agaricomycetes; Agaricales; Hydnangiaceae. Gene Ontology annotation, biological process: protein linear polyubiquitination; proteasome-mediated ubiquitin-dependent protein catabolic process. The coding region runs from base 1 to 1395 and encodes 464 amino acids. Gene Ontology annotation, cellular component: ubiquitin ligase complex. The transcript has 6 exons. The record is from RefSeq and is a predicted model, not a curated record. Gene Ontology annotation, molecular function: ubiquitin binding; ubiquitin-protein transferase activity; zinc ion binding.
AUGACCUCCACAGACGAACCUUUGGGCCUCGCCGUAGGAUUCCGUGUAGAAGAACUGUUGACGACACCCUCUUUUCGCCCUUUAUUCCUCGAGCUCCGAACCAGUGAAUGCAUCACAUCAUAUUGGGGAUUUCUAACGCUACUUGAUAACUUACCUAGGAAUCCUCGUAAGAUCUGUGCUGCAAUAAUUAACUACGCACAGGAAACGAUUGCUUGCUUCAAAUUCGUCCUCGACGUUGGUUUUCCCGAAACAUAUCUUGUCUUUGAUCCUCAUGCUCGACCCUACCGUCCGUCAGGUCCGGGGUUUAUGUUAAGCAGAUCAAAGGAUGCUGUUGCAAGUGCUCUCGCGCGUCUUUGCACAUUCAUCAAACCGUUGAUGGAAAGGACAUACUUCGGCAGCCAUUUGUUUUCGUUUCACAUUCUACUGCCUAGAGACAGUUAUCGCGACCACAACGCCUAUCUGCCCUCCUCAGAUAGUAGUCCCCUUGAAGAGGAGUCCAAUGAAGAGAACCCUUCUGCCUCUCGAUUGGAAGACCAGCGCUUUUCUGUCACGGAAGUUGAUCAUCUUAACAUCCCUGAUCCCCUACCUGAACUUUCAACUAAUCCACUUGGCAUGGCUCCGUUGUUUUGGCGACCAGAAACCGAAUUCGGCAGGGAGCUGCUUUUGGAAUUGGAUUCUAUUGCGCCUCCUGCCUUCAUGCCAUCUUUCGAAUGUGGAAUAUGUCUCGAAGAAUAUGAAGUGCGCAAGGCCGUUAUGAUUGCUGAUUGCGAACAUCCAUUUUGCCGAGAUUGCCUUCUUGGUCAUGUAAAGACCAAGUUAACUGAAAGCCAGUAUCCAAUACGAUGCCCAACAUGUUCUACUGAACGUGGCAGGCUCGAUCCAGGAACGGUUGACCAACAUGCUAUAGCACAACUGUCUAUUUCCGAACAUGACCUCGACAAGUUUGAAGAGUUGCAAAUUUUGGUGCACUCUGUUAAACUCACUUGCCCAAAGUGCAAUGAGACCAUGUUCGUUCUUCGUAGUGAUUACCUCAACCAAAAGGUCAUCGCAUGCCCACUGCCAAAGUGCCAACACGAGUUUUGCAAGACCUGUAGAAAGCGAAUCUGGGCCGUCAAUUCUAAAGGCAGGCAUGCUUGCACGAACGAUGCAAAACUGGAUCGCCUCGUGCGGAAACAUGGGUGGCGCUACUGUCCUGGUUGUCGCAUACCCGUUCAGAAAGAGUCCGGUUGUAACCACAUGACUUGUGCGGGAUGUUACAUGCAUUUCUGUUAUAGAUGCGGCGAAGCUAUUGUAUCUUCCUCGGCAGGUCAAGAUGUUGGACUUGCAGUAACCACGCACUAUUCGUCAUGCGUUCAGUAUGAACCAUUCCAUAGACGCUUGUGUACCGUUCAAUGA